Messenger RNA from Lycium barbarum (goji berry), 944 nucleotides. Its product is annotated as protein CURVATURE THYLAKOID 1C, chloroplastic. Gene Ontology annotation, cellular component: chloroplast thylakoid membrane; thylakoid. Bases 246 to 680 code for a protein of 144 amino acids. NCBI's taxonomy places the organism in Eukaryota, Viridiplantae, Streptophyta, Magnoliopsida, Solanales, Solanaceae. The transcript is spliced from 6 exons. The record is from RefSeq and is a predicted model, not a curated record.
UCAUGGGCCGACCAGAGCUGGCCUUGUGAUUCCCACAUUCGGCUGUGGCUCUAAUAACUACUAUUGUCUCUUAUUAAUUGUUGUGGCGUAUGUUGCUGCGUGUUCUUCACUGCCCAAUCUGUGCCUACUCCUAGAAUACCUUUCUUUCAUUCUCACUUCCAACUUUCAACCUCUUUCUUGCUAUAUCCUCGCAUCUCUGCUCAACUGUUGUUUCCAUUUGACAAAAAAAAGUUAAAAAUUCUGAGAUGGCUUCAAUAGUAGUAGCUAAGCUGCAUCCUCCUUCGCUGGCCAUCAGUGGAAGACAAACCCCUUUCGGAAUUGUUCAGACAUCUACUCUUUCUGUCCCCAUAACAAGACAAGGUCAUCCGGCCAUCACAGCAAAGGCUACGAGUGAAAGUUCUGAAUCCCCGAGUGUUGUUACAUCAAUAAAGAAUAUUUGGGACAAGCCUGAAGACCGGAUUGCUGUAAUUGGGUUGGGAAUUGCUGCUAUUGUUGGUUUGUGGGCUUCUUUGAAUCUUAUUACGGCAAUCGACCACCUGCCUCUCGUUCCAAGUGUGUUUGAAUUCGUUGGGAUAUUGUUUUCGUCUUGGUUCGUCUACAGAUACCUCUUAUUCAAGCCUGACAGGAAAGAAUUGUUUCAAGCGAUCAAUAAAUCAAUAUCAGAUAUCUUGGGCCAGUGAUCUGAAGAUAAUAGGAUGAUACAAUUCUGGCUGUACUUCUGUAUCCAAGCAUGAAGCAUUGCCGAAUAAUUUUACUGGUGAAAUGAUAUUGCACAAAUGAGCAACUUGUACUCUGAAAAAGCAAUAGGCGAAGUCGGAAUCAGUCUCACUGAUCAAAUUAUGUAAUUGCAUCUCAAAAGGAAGCUUUUUUUCAUUGACUGCGAUGUCUUACAUCUAUAAUUUGUUCAAUACCUUUUGCCAACAUAAAGUAGAGUACUUUCACCA